Messenger RNA from Anoplopoma fimbria (sablefish), 2390 nucleotides. It is a transcript of the gene kcnc4, whose product is annotated as potassium voltage-gated channel, Shaw-related subfamily, member 4. Gene Ontology annotation, biological process: protein homooligomerization; potassium ion transmembrane transport. The transcript has 4 exons. Gene Ontology annotation, cellular component: neuronal cell body membrane; axon; voltage-gated potassium channel complex. Gene Ontology annotation, molecular function: delayed rectifier potassium channel activity; protein binding. Lineage: Eukaryota; Metazoa; Chordata; Actinopteri; Perciformes; Anoplopomatidae. The record is from RefSeq and is a predicted model, not a curated record. The coding region runs from base 600 to 2390 and encodes 596 amino acids.
AGAGCCGGAACAACUGGUGGAAUACAUCAGCGCGUGAUUGUUGGCUCAUUGUUCAGGCUUCACCAUCUUGGCGGAGAAGAUAAAAGUUGUCGGGGAUGAUUGUGGAUUUUAGCGUUGCAGAAUGUGGAUAUGAUCUGUCUAAAACCAGGUGAGGAGUGACACAUUACCUCGGACUGAGUGGCUCAUCCUAAAGGCACGUACUGUAGGCUGCUGUGCGUAAUUGGUAUAUUAUUUUUGUUUCAACAAUUUUGUUUUCCUGAGCGGGAAAUACUUCCAACAUCUGGAAGUAUUAAUUGAAGUCCCAUUGUGUGAUCCAUUCGUCGUAAACAUUGAACAACACCUCCAGUGAGCCCGACUAGUCGCGUUUUAUUCCGACAGCAGCAGACGGAGUUUGGUAACAGGUGGUUUUUGUGGUGCGUCUCACUUUGCCGCGCUGUCUGGAUUAUUAGGCUGUUAUUAUUAUUUGGAUAUGCUAUAUGAGAGGCACAGGUCAGGCAAUAUAAGGACUGGGGUGUGACAUGAAGGCGCACUUGGCGUUAAUCUUCUGAUUUUGCAGCUUUUAACGAAGGGGCGAGCAGCCGGAAGGUCCCUGCCUCCCGAUGAUAAGCUCGGUGUGUGUUUCGUCUUACCGGGGCCGCAAGUCGGGCAACAAACCUCCGUCUAAAACAUGUCUGAAGGAGGAGAUGUGCAGAGGGGAAGACUCGGACAAAAUCAUCAUCAACGUCGGUGGCACCCGACAUGAAACCUACAAGAGCACCCUCAGGACCUUGCCGGGGACGCGCCUGGCCUGGCUGGCGGACCCGGAGCCGCAGGUCAGCUCCGACCCGGACGCCGCGCCCCCGAGUGCCGAGUUGUUCUUCGACAGACACCCGGGCAUCUUCGCCUACGUGCUGAACUACUACCGGACCGGGAAGCUGCACUGCCCGGCCGACGUCUGCGGGCCGCUCUUCGAGGAGGAGCUGGCGUACUGGGGGAUCGACGAGACCGACGUGGAGCCGUGCUGCUGGAUGACCUACCGGCAGCACCGGGACGCGGAGGAGGCCCUGGAGACCUUUGAGCCGCCGGACCCGGAGACCGAGGACGACCGAGAGAUAGCGAGGCGGUUCGGAAUCGAGGACUGUCCCGACAGGUCGAGGGGCUGCUGCGAAGUCUGGCAGCCGAAGGUCUGGGCUCUGUUUGAAGACCCGUACUCGUCCAGAGCAGCCAGGGGAGUGGCGUUUGCCUCCCUCUUUUUCAUCCUGGUGUCAAUCACCACCUUCUGCAUGGAAACCCAUGAAGCCUUCAACGAACUGCAGAACCGGACAGAGCUGGUUGUCGUGGGCAACGUAACACAGAAAGUGUAUAGGUUUGAGAUGGUUACCAAGCCCAUCCUCACCGUGGUGGAGGGCAUCUGUGUGGUCUGGUUCACAUUUGAAUUCCUGGUGCGAAUCAUCUGCUGCCCGAACAAGCUGGUCUUCAUCAAGAACACGCUCAACAUUAUUGACUUUGUGGCCAUCCUGCCAUUCUACCUUGAGAUGGGCCUGAAGGGUCUGUCAUCCAAAGCUGCAAACAACGUACUAGGCUUCCUUCGUGUUGUGCGGUUUGUUCGGAUCCUCCGGAUCUUCAAGCUGACGCGGCACUUUGUAGGCCUGCGCGUGCUCGGCCACACGCUGAGGGCCAGUGUCAAUGAAUUCCUCCUUCUCAUCAUUUUCUUGGCGCUGGGUGUUCUCAUCUUCGCCACCAUGAUAUACUACGCUGAGCGCAUCGGAGCCAGUCCCAGCGACCCCACGGGCUCCAAUCACACACACUUCAAGAACAUCCCCAUCAGUUUCUGGUGGGCGGUGGUCACCAUGACGACGCUGGGCUAUGGAGACAUGUUCCCACAGACAUGGCUGGGUAUGAUGGUGGGAGCCCUUUGCGCGCUGGCUGGGGUGUUGACCAUUGCAAUGCCGGUCCCCGUCAUCGUCAAUAACUUUGGGAUGUACUACUCGCUGGCUAUGGCCAAACAGAAGCUGCCGAAAAAGAAGAAGAAGCACAACCCGAACCCAGACGCUCCGACUGACUCCGCCUCGUUUGUGAAGUCGGAAACAAACUCGCACAGAGACAGCACUCAGAGCGACACGUGUCCGCUGGCUGCUGAGGAGAGCGUCAGCAGGAACCGCUCAGACUCCAAACAGAACGGUGAUGCAAAUGUGGCCCUUUCAGAGGAGGAAGGCUGCAGCCUGACCCAGCCGCUGUCCCCCAGUGAAAAGUGGUCUCUGCGGUGCUCUCGGGGGCGAGACAAGACUAAGAAGGAGGCCACCUGCUUCCUCCUAACCCCUGGAGACCCCAACGUCCAUACUGAGAUCUGUAAAGACAUCCUCGCUGCCACUGGAAACUACGCUCAGCCGGAGGUCACCACGCUGACCUGA